AUGGCUGCACAGAAACGAACUUCAAUUCCUCAAGGUGGUGAGGAACAUUCUGCCCCUCAUUCCAGCCGACCACGGCGUAAACAAUCGCGGAGGAUUGGAGGUGAUCAACCGGCGAAGAUGGCAGCUGAUCAAGGACCGCAGCUGCGGCAGCAGCAGCAGCAGCCAGUUCAAGAAGCUGAAGGUCAGCCACCACCUGAGGCCCCUGAUGAUCAGCAACCAGUUCAGCCGAAUCCAGAUGAAGAUUCUGGUGGAAGUGGAACUGACCCGGAAGAAUUUGACGACGGUUUUCUAUACUCUGAAGAAGAAUAUGAUUUUGUGAAUUAUGUAGCAUGUGCUUUUGAAGUUCAUAAAGGUGUAAACUAUGGUGUUUAUCUUUCCAUAUUCAAUCAAUUCUAUCAGAAUUCGCUAACUAGAAUUAUCGCCGUAGUACGGGGUGCACUUCGUACCAAUGUGCAGUGUCCCAUAUGCCUAGGCAUUAUUAAGAAAACUCGAACUGUUAUGGGAUGCCUGCACCGGUUUUGCCAAGAAUGCAUUGACAAAUCAAUGCGAAUAGGGAACAAUGAAUGUCCUGCUUGCCGCAUACAUUGUUCCAGCAGACGUUCUUUGAGAGAUGAUCUAGACUAUGAUGCCUUGAUUGAAGCUAUAUAUCCUGACCUUGCAGAGUACGAACUAGAGGAAAAUGUCUUUCAUGAAGAGGAAAAAGCACUGAAUAAGCAGGUUCAAGCAUCAAUUGCUGAAAUUUCUAGACGACAGUCAGAAGCAUUAAAUAAGAGGCGUAGAACAUAUAGAGAUGGAGAUGACUUAAGAGUACCCCGCAGUCGCAAUGCAACUUCAAGAAGAAGAAGCAAUCAGAGAACUGAUAUAGAGUCUGAUAAUGUUAGUGAGAGGGAAAAUGAUCUUCAAGGAAACUUAGAUCCAUCAACGUCUGACAGAUCUCACAUAGAAAUCAAGAACCGCAGGCCCAAGAGACGGGCUAGUACUCAGCCUCCACCAACUUCCCCAUCAGCUGCUAAUCCUGAUAGUGAAUAUCUCAAAAAUCCGGUGGAGCCAGUGAGAGAAAAUUUAGUUAAUCCUCUUGGGGUUGCGCACAAUCCAGAAAUGCUGACUUGGGGCAGAGGUGGUGCUCGUAGCCACACUCGACAUGGAGGUGGGAGUGCUGGCAGAGGCACCAGGGGCAGCCGAAUGUCCAAGUUGAUGGAACAGCUGGAAAGCUCCUCUAAGAUUGAUUAUAUGAUAGAAACCCCAUUUGCAUUAGUUUCUCUGGACAAGGAAAGGAUACCAAAUUUAGAAAAGCCCUGGCUUUGUUUGCCGUCAAGCUCUUCCGUCAAUCAACUCCGCAAGCUCGUUGCUGAUGAAGCAAAACUUGAAGCUGAAGAUGUUAAAAUGCUGUUAGUUAAGGAGGCAGGUGUUGAUAAAACCAGUGCUGAUUAUUCACACAUGAUUGAUAGACAGGAUCCCCUUUCACGAAUGGUUAAUUGGUCCAACAUUUGCUUGGAAAUUCAAGAGGGCCAAGAAACUCUAGCUGGGCUCCGUUGCUCUACAAACACCAUAUAUUUGAUACUAGCUUACCAAUACAAAAAGGAUAAUCAGCAAAUUCAACCCUCUCCUCUUUGA
Messenger RNA from Coffea arabica (coffee), 1614 nucleotides. The record is from RefSeq and is a predicted model, not a curated record. NCBI's taxonomy places the organism in Eukaryota, Viridiplantae, Streptophyta, Magnoliopsida, Gentianales, Rubiaceae.